This is a messenger RNA of Arachis stenosperma, 1331 nucleotides long. RefSeq names its product tetraspanin-6-like. Gene Ontology annotation, biological process: auxin-activated signaling pathway. Lineage: Eukaryota; Viridiplantae; Streptophyta; Magnoliopsida; Fabales; Fabaceae. Bases 153 to 1010 code for a protein of 285 amino acids. The record is from RefSeq and is a predicted model, not a curated record. The transcript has 3 exons. Gene Ontology annotation, cellular component: plasmodesma; plasma membrane.
GUACUUUACCCUUCUUUUAAAAUUCCAAAAGCUUAACAUAUGCAAGGACAUCCCUUAGCCUUUUGAAGGGAAUAAAAAAAAACUCGGAAUACAAAACAUAACUAACUAGGAAACCAUCAUCAAUACAGAGAGAAGGAAAAAGUGAUUAUGAGAUGCAACGAUUCAGCAACACAGUGAUUGGGUUCUUGAACUUCUUCACACUCUUAUCAUCAAUACCCAUAAUCGGUGCAGGUCUAUGGAUGGCAAGGAGCACAACGUGUGAGAAUUUCCUGCAGACCCCACUUCUGGUUAUAGGCUUUGUUGUGCUUGUGAUUUCACUUGCAGGGUUCAUAGGUUCGUGUUUUCAUGUGGCUUGGGCACUAUGGAUUUACUUGGCGAUCAUGUUGCUCCUAAUGGCCGCACUCUUUGGUUUGACCAUAUUUGGGUUCGUUGUGACUGGCGAGGGUGGUGGAGUUCAAGUUCCUGGAAGGGUGUAUAAGGAGUACCAUCUUGGGGGUUAUUCACCAUGGUUAAGGAGUAGGGUUAAGGAUCCCCAAUAUUGGAGCACUAUUAGAGGGUGUAUUUUGGGGUCUAAUACUUGUGACAAGAUUGCUUCUUGGACCUCUUUUGAUUAUAUAAAGAGGGAUAUGACUCCCAUACAGUCUGGAUGCUGUAAGCCACCAACAUCAUGCAAUACCAAUUACUACAACCCGGACACAAUAGUGGUUGCUCAACAAUCUGAUUGCUAUCGUUGGAACAGCGCCCCAACAAUGCUAUGCUACGAAUGCGAUUCGUGCAAGGCUGGGGUGCUUGAAAACAUCAGAAGAGAUUGGCACAAGAUAUCAGUUCUGAACGUUGUGGUGCUUGUGUUCCUCAUUUGUAUUUAUUCCAUUGGUUGCUGUGCUUUCCGAAACGCCAGAAGAGCUGAAAGUGAUAAUCCUCAUGGCCACAACCGCAUGACUAAAGUUAGACCCAGAUGGGAUUACUAUUGUUGGAGAUGGUGGUAUGACAAGAAGGAGCAGCUUUUCUAAAUGAUAAUAUCUAAUUAGCUAGCGUCCAAGGGGGGCUUUCUUGUAAUAAUGUCUAUGAUGCUGUUUUUUUUUUUUUUCUUGACCGAGUAAACUAAAACAGAACUAGUAAGGUUUUGUCCAACACCAUAAUAAUUUAGAGGAUUAGAGAAGAUUUUACUUCCUUAGGAAUCUAGUUUAUCAACAUCAAAAUAUUUCUGAGUAGGUAGUCUACUUGAAAUAUCAACGAGACUUGCCUAAGGGGCUACCCCAUAUAUAUAUAUGCUAGUGGGGUGUUUGAAUUCUAUAAGUAAUGUGAAAUAUAUUUACUAUUCGAGUGUUUGA